Messenger RNA from Morus notabilis, 3815 nucleotides. RefSeq names its product leucine-rich repeat receptor-like serine/threonine-protein kinase BAM1. The transcript is spliced from 2 exons. Gene Ontology annotation, biological process: protein phosphorylation. Bases 162 to 3227 code for a protein of 1021 amino acids. Lineage: Eukaryota; Viridiplantae; Streptophyta; Magnoliopsida; Rosales; Moraceae. The record is from RefSeq and is a predicted model, not a curated record. Gene Ontology annotation, molecular function: receptor serine/threonine kinase binding; protein kinase activity; ATP binding.
GACGAGAAUAAAAAUCACGCUUUCCCACCCGCUCUAACUGGCUGGCUCUCUCUCUCAUCUUCAUCAUCUUACUGAACUCUCACUCUUCCUCUCCAUUCUAAUUUCCCUUCUCUCCCUUCCAAACUCCGAACUCCAAAUCCAAACAAACCCGCCAACUCAAAAUGCGACUUCUCCUUCUCCUCCUCCUCCUCCUCCACCUCCGCCUCUCCCCCGCCACCGUCGCCGCCGCCCGCGCCGUCCCCGAAUACAAAGCCCUCCUCUCCUUCAAAGCGGCCCUCACCGACGACCCCCAAUCAUCCCUCGCCACGUGGAACGCCUCCACCCUCCACUGCACCUGGUUCGGCAUCACGUGCGACUCGCGACGCCACGUGACCUCCCUCGACCUAUCCGGCCUCAACCUCUCCGGUUCCCUCUCUCCGGAGCUUGCCUACCUCCGGUUCCUCUCCAACGUUUCCCUCGCCGACAACCAGUUCUCCGGCCCCAUCCCUGCUGAGAUCUCCGCCAUCUCCGGCCUCCGCCUCCUCAAUCUCUCCAACAAUGUCUUCAAUGGCACCUUCCCCCCCGAGCUCUCUCAGCUCAAGAAUCUCCAGAUUCUCGACCUCUACAACAACAACAUGACCGGUGAUUUGCCUCUCGACGUCGUCGAUUUGCCGAAUCUCCGCCAUUUGCACCUCGGAGGGAACUACUUCAGCGGCGCCAUUCCCAAGGAGUACGGCCGCUGGGAGUUUCUCGAGUAUUUGGCGGUUUCCGGUAACGAGCUGAGCGGGAAAAUACCGCCGGAGAUCGGAAGCCUAACGAAUCUCCGGGAGCUUUACAUUGGAUACUACAACACCUACGAAGGCGGUUUGCCUGCCGAGAUCGGUAACUUGUCGGAACUUGUACGGUUUGACGGAGCCAACUGUGCAUUGUCCGGCGAGAUCCCACCGGAGAUAGGGAAGCUUCAGAAGCUCGACACUCUGUUUCUCCAGGUGAAUGCGCUUUCCGGUUCUCUUACUCCUGAGCUUGGGAGCUUGAAUAGCUUGAAGUCGAUGGACUUGUCGAACAACAUGCUCUCCGGCGAGAUUCCGCCGUCGUUCGCGGAGCUCAAGAAUCUGACGCUGUUGAAUCUCUUCAGGAACAAGCUUCACGGCGCGAUUCCGGAGUUCAUCGGAGAGUUACCGGAGCUGGAGGUUUUGCAACUGUGGGAGAACAACUUCACAGGGAGUAUACCUCAGGGUUUGGGGAGGAACGGGAAGCUUCAGCUUCUUGAUCUUUCGUCGAACAAGCUCACCGGAACUCUCCCUCCCGAUAUGUGCUCCGGACACCGGCUUCAUACUCUAAUCACUCUUGGAAACUUCCUCUUCGGUCCGAUCCCGGAGUCUCUCGGAAAAUGCCAGUCCUUGAGUCGGAUUCGAAUGGGAGAAAAUUUCCUCAACGGCUCGAUUCCGAAAGGCCUUUUCGGUCUUCCAAAGCUCACUCAAGUCGAAUUGCAGGACAAUCUUCUCUCCGGAGACUUUCCGGAGUCUGACGGCACUUUUGCGGCCAAUUUAGGCCAAAUUAGCCUCUCCAACAACCAGCUCUCGGGGUCUUUGCCUCCGUCCAUCGGAAACUUCUCCGGCGUCCAGAAACUUCUCCUCGACGGGAACAAAUUCUCAGGCCGAAUCCCGCCGGAGAUUGGGAGGUUACAGCAAGUCUCCAAGAUAGAUUUCAGUCACAACAAGUUCUCUGGUCUGAUCACCCCGGAGAUUAGCCAAUGCAAGGUCUUGACGUUCGUCGAUCUCAGCCGAAACGAGCUCUCCGGUGAGAUUCCGAACGAGAUUACCGGUAUGCGGAUACUAAAUUAUCUCAACCUUUCCAGAAACCAUCUUGUUGGCAACAUCCCUUCGUCAAUAGCCAGUAUGCAAAGCUUAACAUCUGUUGAUUUUUCUUACAACAAUCUCUCUGGUUUGGUCCCUGGAACGGGUCAGUUCAGUUACUUUAAUUACACUUCCUUUGUUGGCAAUCCUGGUCUUUGUGGCCCUUACUUGGGUGCUUGCAAAGAUGGCGUUUCCGAUGGUUCCCAUCAAUCCCAUGUGAAGGGCUCGCUCUCUUCUUCUCUGAAGCUCCUUCUCGUCAUUGGAUUGCUCGUCUGCUCGAUCGCUUUUGCCGUAGCGGCGAUCAUCAAAGCCCGAUCUUUAAAGAAGGCCAGUGAGUCCAGAGCAUGGAAAUUGACAGCUUUCCAGCGUCUGGACUUCACUGUUGAUGAGAUUCUGGAUUGCUUGAAGGAGGACAACAUUAUAGGCAAAGGAGGUGCUGGGAUUGUCUACAAAGGGGCCAUGCCUAACGGCGAAAAUGUCGCCGUGAAACGACUUCCGGCGAUGAGUCGCGGGUCGUCUCAUGAUCAUGGAUUCAAUGCGGAGAUUCAGACCCUUGGUAGAAUUCGACACCGCCACAUUGUUAGAUUAUUGGGUUUCUGCUCAAACCAUGAGACUAAUCUUCUGGUUUAUGAGUACAUGCCUAAUGGAAGCUUGGGUGAAGUUCUUCAUGGCAAGAAAGGUGGCCACUUGCAUUGGGACACAAGGUAUAAGAUUGCCAUUGAAGCAGCAAAAGGGCUUUGCUAUCUUCACCAUGACUGUUCGCCUCUUAUAGUUCACAGGGAUGUUAAGUCAAACAACAUCCUUUUGGAUUCCAGUUUUGAGGCUCAUGUUGCUGAUUUUGGGCUUGCCAAGUUCCUCCAAGAUUCGGGAACUUCCGAGUGCAUGUCCGCCAUUGCUGGUUCCUACGGAUAUAUCGCCCCUGAAUAUGCAUACACAUUGAAGGUUGAUGAGAAGAGCGAUGUGUAUAGCUUUGGUGUAGUCCUUUUGGAACUUGUGAGUGGAAGGAAACCAGUUGGGGAAUUUGGAGAUGGUGUAGACAUAGUUCAAUGGGUUAGAAAAAUGACAGACUCAAACAAGGAAGGAGUCCUCAAAAUCCUUGACCCAAGACUCCCUUCCGUUCCGAUCCAUGAAGUAAUGCACGUAUUCUACGUUGCAAUGCUGUGUGUGGAAGAACAAGCGGUUGAGCGCCCGACAAUGCGGGAAGUUGUUCAAAUCCUAACCGAGCUUCCUAAGCCACCAGGCUCAAAACAAGGUGACUCAACAACAAUCACAGAGUCUUCUCCUCCACCUGUCGGCGGAUACGACUCUUCUCCGACCACGGUGACAAAAGACAAUCAACAGUCAACACCACAGCCUCCGCAAUCAUCACCGCCCGAUCUUCUCAGCAUUUGAUACAAAGGGGGUCAAUUUGUUGGAGGGAAAAAAAAAAAAAAAGGGGAAGUGUUUGCUUUAAGUUCCUAUUUUAGCUUUCUAGUUUCUGUGUCUCUUAUUUUACCUCUAUUUUGGGGCGGGGGAUAUGUUUGCUCUAACUUUAAGGUAUUAAUCUUGUUUAUUUUUUCUCUGCUGUACAGUAGGAUUGGUGGGGGUACUUUUUUUUUUUUUUUUUGUUACCAAGUGUAGUAGGAUUGGCUGCUUCACACUCUGCCUUUCUGUUUAUGGCACAUCAGUUACUGUUACAGGCUAGCCUCGCCUUGCUUACAAUGCCAAGACAGUGAGUGAAAACAUCAAGGAAAAGAAGUCAGUAGUGCUUUUUAAAGAGUGUUUUUAUGACUUUUGAGAGUAAUAGGUUUGAAAGAGACAAAUGGCUUUGGGUUGGGUGUAGAAAACUGUGUUUGUGGUUUUAUUUUUAUAUAAAAAAUAAGUAUUUAAUUUGAACCCCAGAAUCGACAAGCAGCACAGAUAAGAGUAGUAGCUUUCAAUUACCGAGACUAUUGGGGUUCUCUGAAUUCUCAAAAGAACUGAUGAUAAUCAUAAAACUAU